GAACUUUCUUUAGUGGAGCCUGUGCGUCACUCUCCACUAACCUUGGGCAAACCACAGGACUGCUCAGCUGCUCCUGAAACACGAACUAUGGGUUGGCAGGAGAAAGGAUGGCUCGUCUGUGCGAGUUUUCUUGGAUUUGUGGCGUCGGUACAGAGCAUAACGCGGGGAGGGCUUUUUCCGUUCGGUCCAAGCGCAAGAGACCAAUUACUGGAAGCAGGGAACGACCAGACGCACCGACUUGAACUGGACAAGCCCGUUUUGUUUUAUGAUGGCAUUUUUGACAGCAUAUAUAUCAACAGCAAUGGCUUUGUUGCCACAACAGAGCCAACAAGCGAGUCGACAUAUCUUGGCAAAAUGCCCCCAAUAUUCGGCAUGAUUGCAGCUCUGCAAGGAGACCUGGACACAAGUGAUGGUGUGGGGAAAGUUUUUUUCCGUCAAGACUCCAGUCCUGAUGUUCUGCGUCGGGCAGCCGAGCACAUUAACAGGGCCUUCCCUGAGGACGAUGAAGUCAAUCCCAACCAUGCUGUGGUGAUCACCUGGGUGGAUGUCACCACCCAUGCGCCUCAAAGUAGAGGAGAUGCCAUUGACAAGAAGAAAAACACCUUCCAGCUGGUUAUUGCAUCACUGGAGAGUGUCUCCUAUGCUAUUGUCCUGUACCCAAGGGAUGGGGUACAGUUUUCCUCCACGCCUGUAGAAGACGGUAGUGGGAUCAUGCAUGCUGGCUUCAGUAAGGGUUUGGUCAAGGGUUUCCUGUUUAACAGUCAGGGACCAUACUACCGCACCACCACUGAUGACGAGUCAUCCGUCAGGGCUUUAGCAGAGGAGACCAACUCUGGCUUGCGAGGUGUCUGGGUGUAUGAGAUUGGAACUUCUCCCUAUUUUACCAACGUGGCUCCAGGUGAGGUCACUGAAUUACCCAUUGAGGUGGCACCACAGGGCCCCCCUGAAGGCCACGAGGAUGCUGCUGGUGCAAGGAGGCCUGCGUCUACUGAUGGACAGGAAGUAGAGUACCCUUCUUAUGAAGGGGGGCAGAUCAAAGUCCACCCAGUUCAGUACCAGCCACAUCAGCCUGAGAACCCAGAAGUGUUAGUGGUGGACGACACAGAAAUAAAUGUAGAUGUGUUCUCGUACAACCUUGGAACAUGUGCAAACAACAGAAAUAAGUGCUCACAGUUUGCUGACUGCAGGGACUACUCUUCUGGAUACUGCUGCUACUGCCGACCUGGCUUCUAUGGAAAUGGGAUACAGUGUGUCGCGGAGGGGAAGCCACAGAGGAUGAAUGGUAAAGUGUAUGGAAGAGUGUAUGUGGGCAAUUCUCCUUCUCCAGUGGAGUUCAACGGCAACGAUCUCCACUCAUACGUUGUGGUAAAUGAUGGCCGUUCCUAUGUGGCCAUCAGUGACAUCCCUUACACCCUUGGGCCCUCACUGCAGCCCCUGUCGGGCCUUGGAGGUGUGAUUGGGUGGGCGUUUGCUCUGGAGCAGCCUGGCUACAAGAAUGGCUUCAGUAUUAUUGGAGGGGAGUUCACACGGCAGGCUGAGGUGACCUUUCUGCCAGGGAAUGAGAAGCUGACCAUCAGGCAGGAGUUCAAAGGCAUCGAUGAGCACGACCACCUGGUGGUGAGCACCACCCUGGAUGGCAGAGUCCCUGAGGUGCCUCGUGACUCCAUUGUGAAGAUCGACCCUUACUCUGAAAUCUACCAGUACAGCAACAACUUGAUCACCUCAUCCUCCAAUCGGGACUAUGAAGUGAGCUUGCCCGAUGGCUCCACUGACACGAGGACGUUUCAGUGGCGUCAGACCAUCACCUUCCAGAGCUGCCAGCAUGGCGAGCCUUCAAGAGACAUGAAACCAACUCAGAUGCUCAGCGUGGACCAGGUCUUUGUCCUGUACGACACUAGUAAUGAAAUCAUCCGGUUCGCCAUGAGCAACAAGAUCGGGGAUAUCAAUGGACGGCAGCCCGAUGAGAACCCAUGUUUCACUGGAAGACACGGCUGUGACACCAACGCUGUGUGCCGACCUGAACAGGGUACUCAGUUCACCUGCCAGUGUGCUGCUGGCUUCAACGGAGAUGGCCGCACAUGUUAUGACAUCGAUGAAUGCAGAGAGAAUCCUCAGAUCUGUGGCUCCCAUGCUAUUUGCAACAACCAGCCCGGGACCUUCCGCUGUGAAUGUGAAGAUGGAUAUCAGUUUGCCAGUGACGGGCAAACCUGCAUUGAGGUUAAUCGACCUGUGGACGCCUGUGAAGCAGGCACCCAUAACUGUGACAUUCCUGAGCGUGCUCAGUGCAGCUAUACUGGAGGCUCGUCCUACAUCUGCUCCUGUCUGCCAGGGUUCAUAGGAGAUGGCAGAAUCUGCCAAGACAUAGAUGAGUGCCAGCCAGGCAGGUGCCAUCGGGACGCUGUGUGUUAUAACACCCAGGGAUCAUUUAACUGCCAGUGCAGGCCGGGUUACUAUGGCGACGGCUACUACUGCUCUUCAGAGAGGACAAAAACACAAUGUGAGACUCACAGAGAUAGUCUCCAGGGUGGGUCUCCACGGGGCCCCCGACCUCCCAUUGGACAGUACAUCCCUACGUGUGAUGAGAACGGUGACUAUGAACCCAUGCAGUGCCACGGCGGCACGGGACACUGCUGGUGCGUGGACCAAAAUGGGCAGGAGAUCAGCGGGACUCGCUCUGCACCUGGCACAAGACCAAAUUGUGCUGAUCCUGUGCCACCUAUUGGACCCAUCCCUCGACCCGAUGUCCACCCCCUGCCUCCAGGAACACACCUGUUGUAUGCCCAGAGCGGCAGGAUAGAGCACAUCCCGCUGGAAGGUUACGAUAUGAAAAAGGACGGUGCCAGGGCUGUCCUCCACCUCCCUGAAAAGGUAAUCAUUGGAGUGGCUUAUGACUGUAUGGAGAAAAUGAUCUACUGGACUGAAAUUACGUCUCCCUCAAUCAGCAAGGCCAGCAUCCAGGGAGGAGAACCCGUUGCGGUCAUUAGAUCAGAUUUGGAUAGCCCAGAGGGUAUCGCCGUCGACCACUUGGGGCGGACCUUGUUCUGGACAGACUCUGUGAAGGAUCGCAUCGAGGUGGCCUCUUUGGACGGGUCUCAGCGUCGUGUCAUUAUAGACUCUGAUCUUGUCAACCCCCGUGCUAUUAUCACUGACCCUCCCAAUGGUCAUCUAUACUGGGCCGAUUGGAACCGCGAUGCCCCCAAGAUUGAGACCUCUUACAUGGAUGGAUCCAACAGAAGGGUGCUGGUUAAAGAUGAUCUCAGCCUGCCUAACGGAUUGACUUACGACUCUCAGAGCUCUCAGCUUUGUUGGGCAGAUGCAGGCACACAUAAGAUGGAGUGCAUGCAUCCUGGCCGGGGUGACCGCAGACAGGUUAUGGAGGGCAUUCAGUACCCUUUUGGAAUCACGUCUUUUGGGAAGAACAUCUACUACACUGACUGGCGGAGGGAUGCCGUUGUGGCUGUGGACCGCUACACUGGCAGGCAGUCAGACGAGUUCCAGCCUCAGAAACGGACCAAGCUAUAUGGGAUCGCCACAGCCUAUGCCCAGUGUCCUUCAGGACAAAACUACUGUGCUGUGAACAACGGAGGCUGUACUCACCUCUGUUUAGCAACCCCUACCAGCCGCUCCUGCAAAUGUCCCAGCAACGCAGUGGCUGUGGGCUGCGUGGAGAGAGACAGCGGGUACUGAAAGGAGGCGGCUGCGAGAGUUGACACUGUUUGGAUGUUUGACCGCAAAUUAGGAGCCACUCAGCAUUACUAAACUAUAGCUGCUGAAAACGCCACUGAAAACCAGAGAUGAACUAAACUGUGCCUUUUAUCGCUCAGUGUUAUGCUUAUCUACAUUUUUACAUUUCCCAUUGCCUUUAUAAAACCACAAAUGCCUUUGAGAAUUGUAAAUACAAACACUAUUAUUUUUUUGUCUUUUCCUGAGUGCACAUAACCUGAGAAUAAAGCUCAAGGGAUACAUAAUUUAAUGUGAACUUCAUCACAGCAUGUCACGGCAUGACAUCAUCUCAUGUCAGAUGCUGUUACACUGUGGUAUGGUUGGAUUAGUUUAUCUCAUUGAGGUAUUGUGAAGUAUGACUAGUUUCUGUACAUGCUGGUGGGAUGAGUUUACAUGCUGGGCAGCAAAAGAAUAAACUUUUUCUAACA
This is a messenger RNA of Micropterus salmoides (largemouth bass), 4151 nucleotides long. It is a transcript of the gene nid1a, whose product is annotated as nidogen 1a. The transcript has 20 exons. Gene Ontology annotation, biological process: cell-matrix adhesion. The coding region runs from base 88 to 3687 and encodes 1199 amino acids. Gene Ontology annotation, molecular function: calcium ion binding. NCBI's taxonomy places the organism in Eukaryota, Metazoa, Chordata, Actinopteri, Centrarchiformes, Centrarchidae. The record is from RefSeq and is a predicted model, not a curated record.